Molecule: messenger RNA, 2088 nt
Organism: Dicrocoelium dendriticum
Lineage: Eukaryota; Metazoa; Platyhelminthes; Trematoda; Plagiorchiida; Dicrocoeliidae
Source: the annotation of a GenBank genome assembly
AUGGCCCUCAAGGCGUUUUUAUUAGAGAAGGUGGAUGCAGCAAUUGUAGAAGUUGGUAUAGGCGGUCGUUUUGAUCAAACAAAUUUCAUUAGGAGACCCGCUGUUUCCGUUGUUACCGGUGUAUCUCUGGAACAUACGGAUGUUUUGGGAGACACUCUUGAGAAGAUUGCUUUAAACAAGGCCGGCAUUUUCAAGCUAUUCAGCUCAUUUGAACUUCCGACUCAUUUGAGCCUGUUCAGUAUUGACCAUACACCAUUGAAUCCAACGGAUUGGAAUCUAGUAUCCAUAUGGUUUCAAGGCCACAUCUAUCCAUCGAUAGAGGCAUUGAUUGGAGCCUACGAAAAUGGCUCGGUCCACAUUAUCCAACGGCCUUUUGUGGAUUUAUAUCACACCCAACUUCAGCCCGGCCCGAGUCAACAACAAAACGUGAGGUUUGGAAAUGAUGUACCAACCAGCGAAGCCAUAUCACCCAGAUCUUUGGGGGAUACACUUCGAAGCACCUUCGGUCCAAAACAAAGCAGUCCUUCUUCCUCUAAUUUGAACCGUAAUGGUUUCAAGGGCGUUCAGAUGACGAAAAAGCAUGAUCGAAAUAGACGGAUAUCACUGCGACAGCGCAGAGUGCAAUUUGAACAUUGGGACUUCCACUUUACUCUUCGAAGGGAGACAGGACUCCGAGUGUAUAAUGUCAGGUUUGCAGGGCGAAAGCUGAUAGCUGAAGCGGGAUUGGAUGAAACAGUGACGGCUUAUUGGGGAGUUUCACCUUUUAUGCGCAGUAUGACUUCAUUGGAAUCAAUGUACGGAGUAGGCGCAAUGACCAGCUCACUAAGCCCCGGUAUAGACUGUCCGCUAGAAGCGAUUUACCUCCCAGCCUUGAUGAUCCCAAACGCACAGCAAGGCCCUCGGGUAAUCAAACAAGCGAUAUGCCUAUUUGAGUGGACCAUGCAGCCUCCAGGUGGUCCUGAGAGAAGACAUUUUGAAUUCUUCGGAGAGAAUAUCCAAGCAGUCGACGGAAGUACACCAACGGCUAGUCAUACCAAUUUCGGCUUGGGAGUGCCUAGCAAAGCUCUUGUGCUUCGCUCCAUUGCAAGUCUUUUUAAUUAUGACUAUAUAUUCGACAUUGUAUUUCACAACUCAGGGGUUGUUGAACUGGCGGUGACUCCAACAGGGUACGUUCAUCUUGAUACCGUUUUCUCUCAACGGUCUGAAAACAACACGGGUGGCGUUCAAAGACCACAUUCGUGGGACACGAAUCAUGCAUAUGGGUUCCCUUCUAGCAAGUUUCCUAUUUACUUUGUCAUACACCAACAUCUGUUUCUUUACCAAAUCGAUUUGGAUGUCAUGGGAGAAAAAAAUUUUGUUCGUGUUGUUGACACUCACGGACAGAUCAAUCACAACCGGGGGCGGUCCGUCUGUCAACUCCCGGGGCACUCGGAUGAGAGUUCGUGUCCAGCCCUUUGGAUGACAUUUCGAGAUGUAAAAACCGAAACGGAAGCUCGGUAUUCCAUGAAUUUCGAACAUCCCAAGCAGUACUUAGUUUGCCAAAGUGGGUCAGAAGGAUCGGGUCGUGUAAACCCGCGGUGUGUCUCAUUGGUGAAUCGAGGCGCGAUCAAGACGCUGCUCGGGGACAACCAUACGAGGGCAUUCUCAUGGUCCAAAUAUCAAUUGGUUGUGACCAAACGGAAAGCAUCUGAGCCGUAUGCAUCAUCUAUGUUCAAUGGGGUGGAUAUUGUUUCUCCGGUGGUGGACUUCAAUUCGUUCAGCGAAGAUGACGAAAAUAUUCUUCAUGAGGACAUUGUGUUGUGGGUCACGUUGGGCAAUAUACAUUUGCCGCGUCAAGAAGACUUGCCAAAUACAGGAACCAGUGCAGGUCGACUUUCGCUGUAUAUCCAGCCUCAUAAUAUGUUCGAAUACAGUCCAGAUGCCUUUAGCUGCGACAGAGUAUACACAAAUUCGAUGGCAGAAUGGCUUAAGGGCUUCGUUGAAUCGACCGACUGUGUGACGGAGCCAAUACCUAUGCUCUGAUGGGACGCGGUUCUUCACAAUUUCCGCCAGGUGAAGAAACGAAAUAAUGUCGAUCGCAAAUGGCAC